AUGGAGGAACGUUCAUCAAACUCAGACGAGAAUGAUGCCAAAUUCCUUCACCUUUUAGCCGACGAUUUUUCUGGUCUGUCUUUAAACGAUGAAGAAGUUGCUAUUUUACGUUCCCAUCUUCGCUAUCGAAAGAAUUCACAUAGCUCUAAUAGUGAACACAAUCAAGCAGGGUCAGAUUCCAAUGUGCAUACAAAGGAGGAAAAAGGAAAAGAAAACAUUUCAUUUGACGAAAAUAUCAAACCAAGUUUCGAUCAGGUAGAAGAGUCGACACUUUCUAAACCCCUUUACCAUAAGGAAGAAGCUGAAUCUAGUUUACAGGAACAUCAUAGAGAAUUUGAUCAUUUUUUAUCAUCUCCUUCAUCAGGAAAUGUUUCUUCUACGCCCAACAAACAGGUUCAAAACAACGCUCCUUUAACUCCCUUAUCCUUGAUCUCCAAAGGGAUUUCUUUAAAUAGCGACGAUGAAACGGAUACGGACGAACAACUGUCCCCAGUGCUUACGGCAAAGAAAGCUUAUGGGGACUUGAACUAUCCUUCAACUUUGUAUCAUUCGGAUGACGAUUCUUCUAGUGAAUCAUUCCCUCGUGAACAGGUAAUCCUUAGCGAUGAUUUGGAACACGAGAAUCAUCAAAAGCCCGGAUACCUUACUCCCAUUAAAGAAGAAAAUUCCUCAGCGUACUCGUCGCGAAUCCCAGAUACUACGGGUUUGAGCCGAAAAAUCUCUGACAUAUCCAUCCCUGCAUCUGCAAUGAAAGAGUUGGAAGAGAAAAAGAGCCUUCUAAGUAAAGAGUUCCGAGAUGCUCCACCAGGUGCCUCUUUGACUUUAAAAGAACAAGCGAACGUUAUAGACAAUCUUCGUAAAGAAGCAUUUGGCCUUAAGCUGAAAUGUUUUUUCUUGUAUGACCAACUAAACAAAUUUCACGACUCUGAGGUUCAAGAUAUAAUGAAGCAAAAUAUAGACUUGAAAACUGUUACAUUACAAAUGCAGCGUGCAGUGGCUAGUUAUGAAAAGAAGAUAUCUUCAUAUGAAAAUAAGCCCUCUACUGCUUCAUCAGAUGCUCUACAGUCGAAAUUGUUUGAUUUGGAAAAAAAAAAUUCAGAAACUCUUUCCGAAUUACAGUCUACGAAAAAGGCACUGAUUAAACUUGAAAAAGAACGGCAGAAACAACUGAAUCCUGUAUAUGAUGCUUAUCAUGGUAAUGAGCAGAGUACUCUUUCUUCUUUAUUGGAUUGCGAGCGUCGUGAAAAAGAAAGCUUGUUACACGAAGUUGACUCUUUGCGUAGCUUGCUUGCUCAAAAAAGUCAGAUUCAACCGCGGACAUCUGAUGAAAGGGUUAUACUGAGUUUGCAGCGUACUAAUGAUCUUUUGAGGAAAGAUCUUGGUGCACAGAAUGAAGCCUUUCUAUUCCAGAUGGAGGAGAAGGACAAGCUUAUGCAAGAAAUGGAAGAGCUUCGAAGUAAUCUUGAUGCCGCAAAGCUGAAUGCAGUAGCUGAAGCUGAAGCAAGUAAAAAUGAAAUAUGGGAUUUAAUGAUGGCUUGCAAGAUGAAAACACAAGAGCAAGCGGUUGAACUUAGCCAACUUUAUAAGCAGUUGGAGGAAAUUGAAUAUGAUUGCGAAAAUAAACUCGUCAAAAUGGAACAGCAAUGGAAAGAUGAUGUAGAUCAACUACAGCAAUAUGUGGAGGAGCUUACUCAAGAUUUACACACUGCAAAAGACGAGUUGACCAAAUCCGCCAAUGACUCCCAAGCAUACGAGCGAGCUCUAGAUGAUUUACGAAGAGGAACUGAAGCAGAAAUCAAUCAUUUUGACAAAACAGUACGUGAAAAUGAAGAAAGUAUUGGUUUGUUCAAAGAAGAGAUUGAGAAAUUAACUGACGAGCUUUCACACCUUUCUGAAAGCUAUAAUGAAAAGUCAAAUGAAUUGAAGGUUUCUGAAAAUAAGGUCGCAAACUUACGACAAAAAUUAGAAGGCUCAAGUAUGCUGUCCUCAGAAAUAAACGCUCUAAAUAGUCAAUUGGAAAAUUCCAAUAAUCUAUGGCAAUCAGCAACUGAAGAAAAAGAUUCAUUAAAAGAAAAGUUAGAAUCCAUGCAUGCUCAAAUUGAGGGCAUGAAAUGUCACAAUUUGGAGUCGAACAAAAAGGAAAGUGAGCUGCAAAAGCAAGUUGAGAAAUUAAUAACGGAAAUUGAUAAUCUGAAACACUCACAGGAAGAUGAAGGUAAAGAGAUUUAUACUUUAUCUACCCAGUUAGAAGAAAAGAAACAUGAGUUGAGUACAGUUGCCCAAGAAAAGGCGACAAUUAUGAAAACUCUAGAAACACUAGAAAACCGCUAUACUGUUUUGCAAAGUAGCUUUUCGUCACUUCAGAGUGCUAUUUUAGAAACAUUUGACAAGAAAGUUGAGCAUUGUUCCGCUGAGUUACUUGUUCGACAGGUGAAAAAAUUAAAGGAUGAAAGCAAACGAUUAAGUGUUGAAAUAGAGAAGUCCACUCGGCAGUUUAGCAGAAAUGAACAAAUAAUCAGAGAAAGGGAAGCUUCUAUGGAGUCUAUUCAAUCUGAGAAGAAAGAACUAAAAGCCUUACUUGACUCGGAGCGCCGGUCAAAGAAAGUAAUGCAAUCUGAGCUCGACGCGUUGAACUUGCAGAACACUCGUCGUAGUCUCAGCAAUUCUUCGAAUCCAUCUGAUCGAUCUCAAUCUAGGGAAUUCAAACUUCUUCAGAAUUCCGAAAAGCGCUUAAAAGACCAAAUAGACGAAAGAAAUAAUCUCAUAAAGACAGUCAUUGGCCGUUUGAUUCAAUUAUCUGCAUCUAAUAUGAUAAGUGGAAGUAGCAGUCCUGAUGCUUUAACGACAUUUUCAAGUAUGAGUCAGGCAAUGCAUGGUCAGCUUAAGGACUUAGAAAAGUUUGUUCACGGAUUUAGAAAGAAGUGUAAAACUAUGGAACGAGACUUUAAAAUUGAAAUUGGUAGACUUGAUACCAACCUGGAGGCUCGAAGCAAAAAGCUUAGUCAGUUGGAAGAACGUUUCCGAUUGAUGAAUGUCUCAACUUUAGGACCCCGACCCGCUUCUCCCAUGUCUUCAAAAAAAGCAAUCACUAACACGGAGUUACCAGAUAGCAAGAAAUCUUCGCCUGACAGGUCCGCAGUACAACGUGGCAUCACCGCAUUGAAACGCGACGCUGAAGGGAUGAGCCAUAUUUGGCAAUUGAGGUUACGUGAAAUGGAGUUUCAACUUAAAGCUGAGCAAGAAGGCCGUAAACGUGAUAAGUUAGGGGCUCGAGAACGUCUUCAAGAUUUAGUCAAGCAAAAUCGAAGCCUUUCUCAGCAAAUCACGUUUGAUAAAAAUCCACAACGUACUAAUUCAGUUUCGUCGCAUGAAACAGAGACCUAA
Messenger RNA from Schizosaccharomyces osmophilus, 3384 nucleotides. It is a transcript of the gene mto1, whose product is annotated as gamma tubulin complex linker Mto1. Lineage: Eukaryota; Fungi; Ascomycota; Schizosaccharomycetes; Schizosaccharomycetales; Schizosaccharomycetaceae. The coding region runs from base 1 to 3384 and encodes 1127 amino acids. The transcript has a single exon. Gene Ontology annotation, cellular component: microtubule organizing center. The record is from RefSeq and is a predicted model, not a curated record.